AACUUUGUCCCCAGAGCAGUCAUCUGAGUAUAGAGAGCAGAGCUUCUUUUUUUGGAGAAAGCACCCAGCCGGUCCAGAAGAUCUUUUUUUCUCCUGCCGAAGAGGUUUCCGCGUUCGCAUUGCCUUGAGUUAAUUGGCCGGCGCAUCCCCAAUUGCAGGGGCCUGCGUCAGUUAAAUCCAGGUUCCCAGGAGGGCUGUUUUGCCAGCCAUGCUCUCGGCAAGCGUCCUAACUAUAGACGGUGCGCGGCCUCUGCCCGGAGGCCUCUGGCGGCGAGAGGGUGCUGCAGUAGCCUCCCGGAAGGCCCGAGUUGCUGCCUUUGCCCAGGGGGGAGCUAAGCUAGAAUUCUACGUUCUUUGGUCUCUGCAGGAGCCGCCCCGCCAGUUCAGCAGCAAAUGCGGUCGGAAGUGUUACCAGACUCUCUUACCACUUCCGCUGCCAAAACAGUUAGUGAUUUUUGGUUUGGGUGACUGGAGCUGCUGUUCUCAGAAGAUGAGCAUCACUGUGGAGAUACUAGUGAAUCCAGAUGUUAAGCCACAAAGGAUUGGAAAACUGGGACCUGAAACCAGGUGCUUUGUGUGGGAUGGUGAAUGGAGGGUGGACAUUCUGAUGGCUUCGUUGAAGCAGGCAGAGAGUGGUAACCCUAUUAAGUUGCUCUUGACUGUCAAGGAAAAGCUGCUCAACAGCACCCCCACUCGCCCAUUUCAGGCCCCAGAACUGGGUCAGUCACCUGUUCUUCCUGAAGAGAUUGUUUCUGACGUCAAGGGACCAGAUGAGCCUCCUGAGGCUGAAGAUCAGAGAUCAGCAGUGCCUGUUAAGGAAAUUGUGCCCAAGAAGAAGGAAUUUUCUUCAUCAUUGGAGACACUGAUGCUUCCAGCUUCAGAAAUAACCGCUAUACAACAGAAAUGUGAGGAGGACAAAGAAUGUGAGGAGGCCAAACAGAUAACAUGCCAGCCUAGCCCAGUUCCUCUACGAAAGACCAGAAGGGUUCUCUUUGAGUCUUCAGCAAUCAAAGGGCAGGAGGAAGUGGAAGAUUUAGAGAUGAAAGAGUUGCAAGCAUGUCCAAGCCCUCGAUGGUGCCAUGCCAUGUGCCUCAGUGACCCUGAAACAGCUGUUUUGAUGGGCGGUGAAGGAGCCAAUCAGCAGUUUUGCAAGGAUGCUUUUUGGAAACUGGAAAUUGAAAAUGACUUCUGGUUCCCCAUGGAUUUCCCAGGACAAAAUUUCAUGCCACAAUGUUCACGGGGUCACACUGCCACCUAUGACCCAGACACCAAGCGUAUCUACAUCUUUGGCGGCCUAAGGGAAGGGAAACGCUAUAGCAACAUCCAUGUCCUGGACACAGCAUCUUGGAAGUGGCUUUGCAUAUCUGCCAAGGGGAAGGUGCCAACGCUGGCUUAUCACACUGCCACUAUCUAUCGUAAGGAGCUGUUUGUCUUUGGAGGUGUGUUCCCCAAAAUCUCAUCCCUGGAGACUGGAGCCUGCAGUAAUUCACUUUUCAUUUUCAACCCCGAGUAUGAGAUCUGGUACCAACCCAUUGUGGAGGGAGAGAAGCCUUUGCCUAGACUUGGCCAUUCAAGCACCCUGUUGAGGAACAAGUUGAUCAUAUUUGGGGGCCAAAUGAAUUCUACACAUCUGAAUGAUACCCACAUCCUGGAUCUAGGUUUCAUGGAAUACACGUCAGUUCCUUUUCAUUCUGGUCAGCCAUCUGCUCGCAGUUUCCAUGCUGCCAUGCCAGUAUCUGAUCAGAAAAUGCUGAUAAGUGGGGGCUGUAAUGCCAAGGGAGCCUUUCAGGAUGCAUUCACCUUCCACCUUGAUACGUUGACAUGGAGUGCAGUGGUGCACAGUGAACUUUGCUCGAUACCCCGGGCAGGCCACACACUAUUGAACUUGGCUUCUGUCCACUUAACAGACAUGGAUAAGGAAAACAGAGGCAAGUGCAACCUGUGCACGGUGUUGGUCUUCGGGGGUUCCGACCGUGCUGGAAAGUUCUACAGUAGUACCAGCAAAAUUCAACUGGACCUUGAGGAGGUGAAAUGAACCUCCUAGAAUCCAGUCUGAGUCACUGGAAGUUCUAGGCUGUGCCAAGCAGAGGCAGGAACAGAAAGGCAGUAGAUGCCAAUAAAAUAAAAGCAAAAGAAACAAGGAGUACAAGUCAGCCCCCCCCCCUUUUUUGUAUGAAGUACUUUUUCAUGUAGACUUUUUAUUGUCUUAAUUGAAUCAGUUGCUGCUCCUGAACUCCUUAACUGCUUAUUUGAUUUAGGAUUUUGCCUAAUUAAGCACUAAAAAAGCCAUGGGGUUAUGAUCCUGCUGUGGAACUUGCUAUGUGGUAAUUCCUGAGCCAAAGUAUGAUAAACUGUGAGCUUUUUUUUUAGCCCGUACUGUUGCUGGAAGGGAUGUCUCAAAAAUGCUUGGACAGGUACUGUAAAGCAUGUAGAAACAAUGGCUUAACUAUGCAUCUUCUGGGUUCUUUCUCCACCCAGCUAUCUUUUCUACUCAGCCACUUAAUUUGACAAUUCUGUGUAUUUUGCAAACAUCCUUUCCCUCUCUUUAUCACUGUGUAAUAAACUAUUUCACGCAUGCA
Molecule: messenger RNA, 2579 nt
Organism: Heteronotia binoei (common prickly gecko)
Lineage: Eukaryota; Metazoa; Chordata; Lepidosauria; Squamata; Gekkonidae
Exons: 13
Coding region: 209-2035 (608 amino acids)
Molecular function (GO): protein binding
Source: RefSeq, a predicted model, not a curated record